UGUUGGGUUUACCAGUAUUUUAAUGUGUUUAAUUGUCAUUUCGCAGUGUUUUGGGGGUUGCUAGACGCUCCGAAGAGAGCUAUCACCUGAAAGCUAUUUUUGUAAACAAGACUGACAUUAAACGGUAUCAACCUCCCAGGUUUAACCACAGCUGGCGUGGGUUAAGACGCAAAACUGUUUAUGCUAAGAAAUUCUACAUGUUAUUCUUCCGCUAAGCGGUAUAGUUCCCGGACAGUUGUGAAAUGAAUGAUAUUUGCCAGGGUGCGAGUGAAUUUGCUCAGCGCAAUAAUAUUUAAGUGGACGGAGGUGUUCAACUCUUUCGAACGUGACUCGGCCAAUGGGAACAGAGGACCGGAACUAUGUGUUUUAAUAGCGCUCAGCUGAUUUCAACUGCCUGCCUGAAAAUAGAAGAGUAGACCAGACUGGACCCUCACUAAUCUCUCCUAAAACACCCAACCCUCUCCAAAUUACCAGUACAUCUCAGAGGCACCGAAAUAGGCAAAACCCCCUUUGCCCCAUCAUGAUCGACCAGACACUAGCAGCCUGCGGCAGCAAUUAUUAACCCAUGAGUGGCAGAUACAAUAUGGGUCAGACACUCUCGCGCAGCUGCAAGCCAGGAAACACUAAGGCAAAAAUACACGAAGGCCUGUUUCAUGGCUUUUUCAUGUCCCUCCAGCAGUGAUGUCCAGGGUUCUGUCCCUUCGAGGAAAUGGGGUUCUCCCUGUGGCUGGUGGGGAGGUGAUGGGUGAGGGGCUGAGGGUGAGGGUGGACCGGGCCGCAGCCUUUAGGGCCGUUCUGGCAGGUGGAGCCACGGACUACCUGAAGCCCUCGGGUCAGAAGCAGGGUUGUGUGGUGCUCAACUGCCCCGCGCUACACCCCAAACCCAACACACCCACCCCUGAUACGCUGACUCUGGGCCAGCUGAGGACCGUUCUGUUGGCCGACCACAUGGGGGCGCUGCUGAGAGGACAGGGAUUUUCAGUAUCCUAUUGCCCCACGCUUCCUGAAGACAGCGACAUCAUCACCUUUCUCAGAGCUCUGGGAAUCGAUUGGCCGACAGCUCCAGCCAACUGGACCAACGAGGAGCGGGAGGAGAAGAUCCAGGAGGCGCUGGAGAACUGCCCAUACAGAGAGAGGGAAACAGAGAGAGGCAGGAGGACCAGCGGAGGGGGAGGAAGGAAGGUGGAGGAGGGGGAGAACGAGGGAGCGCUCAGGGUCAACCUGAAACGAGUGUUCCAGGAGGAGGGACUGCUGGGAUACGACCCGAGCCUUGGUACCUGCACAGUGCACAGAGACAGUGUUUCCCACCUGGCGCAACUGGACCUAGCCACAGCCGACCACACAGUAGCCAUGGCAACAGCGUUACAUGUGACUUCCUGUCAGGAUGAGUUCCGCCAACAGCAGAUAGCGAUGCUGUGGAGAGCCAGUGGAGCGACACACACACAGAGACAUCUGGUGUGUGGGCCUGUGAAGACUCCUGGUUCUCACCUCACUGCUGCACAGUACCUGCAGCUAAGAAGAGGACAGAUGAAGGAGGCCUCAGAGAUGAAAUAUGGAGAUCAAGUUGAAGGUCAGACAUGGGAUGACAUCAUCAGGGUCAUGACCUCUGCCACUGUCAGAUUUGAGCUGCUGUCAACGGUCCACACCAGUCCUGUGACACUGGACGUCCAGAGGGAAGGGGGCGUGUCCACCAAAGGGCCGAGAGGAGGAGUGUUUGUGAUGUACAACUGCGCCAGACUUCACACUCUGUUCGACAGCUACGAGAGAGGAGUGGAGAAGGGUCUGUACCCAGAAAUCCCUGAAGGCUCCCAGUUAGAUUUCUCUGCUCUGAAAGAGGAGGGUGAGUGGCUUCUCCUGUUUAAUUACCUCAUUCCGUUCUCCGAGCUGCUGGACCAAUCGGGACAAGCGCUGGACGGCGAAGGGGGAGGAGCCAGAGUUAAUAUUAAGACUGAACAGAUCUGUAAAUUUCUGGUGUCUCUCAGUAAAGACUUCAGCUCGUACUACAACAGAGUCCACGUGCUCGGGGAACCGUUGCCUCAUCUCUUCAACCAGAUGUUUUGUCGUCUGUAUCUGCUGAGAGCCUUGAGAGAGCUCUACCACAGCGCUUUGGACACCCUUAACCUUCCCCCCAUCAGGCAACUAUAGCCUCGACAUAAUUCACUACUCCUGUGAUCACUGUCAGGCCUACCUCCCCACCCACCUCGUAGACACACACACACCUACACACACACAUUAUGUUUUGAAAUGGUAGCGUCAUCAUAUAGACACUUUGCUUGGAAAUUAUAUGUAUUUGUCUGACACAAUGUUAGCUUUCCCUCUUUUCUGGCGUUGUUACAGUCAGUUAUGAAAUGCUGUUUUACCUGCCCACUAUGUAGCCUCUACAGCUCAUUGUGAAUGAUUCCUGUAGCUGGACAUAUUGUAACUGUUUGGAUAUUUUAAAGAUGCCAUUACCUGUCAAUCACAUAAUGUGACAUUGGUAAACUUUGAACGCUGCACACUGUGAGUUCAGCUUGAUGUGGGUGGAUUGAUUCUGGUAGAAAAUGUGCACUGUUUCUGUACUGCUAAAGAAAUAUUUUGAUACUUGGGGAAUUCUGCUCAUUUGCCUUCUUGUCAAGCAUUAGAUGAGAAAUUCGACAUGACUCUCCUGUGAGCAUUAGCUUAGCACAAAGACUGAAAGCAGGGGGAAAACAGUCCAAAGGUUAAAAAAAACUACCUAGCAGCACCUCUAAAGCUCACUCAUCAAUAUGCUGUAUCUUCUGUGUUUAAUCUGUAGACAAUUAUGACAAUUUUGUGGCUUUACAGGGAGGUCCAAUAAUUUCUGUAACAAUUUCUUGGUCAUGCUAGUGUCUCCACUGGUUGUCUGGGUAACAAAAUCUGCUGAUCAGCACUUCUUAAAUUCACCAGUUAGCAUGUUAUAUCCCUAUAGUUUAAUCUAAACAAAAACCAAAGUGUCAAAACGACAAUUUUGCAUUUUAUGUAUAAAAAAUUUCGCUUGGACCAGUUGCCAGGCAACCAGCGGACACUCCUGAUCCCAGCCAAGACAUGAUCUGGCACAUAGCCCCCAUACUGCUUCCCAGCUGUAUGCCUUUGCCAACCAGUCCAGCUGCAGUUAAUUAGUAUGUGAGUUCCAAAAAUGUGUGACCUUUGACCUUUGUCCAAUAAAUUCUAAUCAGUUCAUCACUGAGUCCAAGAGAAUGUGUGUACCAGAUGUAAUAAAAUUCCCUCUGGGUGUUACUGGUAUAUCACAUUCACGAGACCAUGAGGACCAUGGCUUUUGACCAUCAAACUCAAUUCAGUUCAUCUUUGAGUUCCAAGUGAACGUUCACUCGUAUCAAGUAGCGAGCUUGUAGGUGAGGUGUUGUUAGGCAGAUUCUUUGGACAGAGCCAAGCAAAGAGCCUGUUUCCCACUGUUUGCAGUCUCUAUGCUACUCUAUGCUAACCAGCUGAAAAUGCAGUAUCAAUCUUCUCCUCUGGCUCUCAGUAAGAAAGUGAAUACACAAAUUUCCCAAAAUGUCAAACUAUUCCUUUAAGUUUAGGUCAGCUUCUACAUUCGGGUGAUUUCACCACAUCAACCAUAUAAAUCUACAGCGUCUCAGUUAGUGAAGAUGGGAUAUGUUUUUUCCUGUUGAAGCUUUGUAAUUAUAAAUUCUGCUCUAAUCAUGUGACCAUACAGUACAUUCAUAUACUCUUUAGCCUAACAACCUACAAAACUUAGUAUGAUUUUGGUGCCAAAAGUCUUGACGUCCCACCUACACUGUAGUAGGACUUUCUGAAUUUUCUAAAUUGCCUUAUGAUUAUCUCAGUAUCCUCCUCCCCCUUAAUGUGAGUAACAGGCUCUCUCUUCUUUGAAACACAUAUUAAUGUCUUAGUCACUGCCUGGGAAAAAAAAAAUUGUACUUUUUAUGAGGCUUUGUUGUUGAGAGUCCAGUUUAUGUGUGUUAAUCACCUUGUAUUUAUCAAUGGCAUACAAAUAUUUGUCAGUUUAAAAACAACUGUAGACCUGUACAGAAUAUAUAUUCUCCAUAAUGAGUCUUAAUUGCAGUUCAUAUGAUUAUUCAGGGCCCUCAGAUUAGUUUUUUAGUUGUCCUGCUUAACAAAUCACAAAUGUUCAGUAUCAAACAACAUGUACCAGAUAAACAUCUGUAUCAAAAACAGGACGUUAGCAGCAUUUAGGACCUCGUGCCAAGAUGUUAGGAGAUGCAUGAAAUGGCAUAAAAAUAAUAUAUAUGAAGAAUUUUAUGCCAAAAAUGUUAUUUAUAAAUUUGGGGAGGGAAAAAGUGAUGAGCUAAAGUUGAUCCUUCAGUAUCUCUGAAAAGGGAAAUGUGUUUGUUGCCAUUUCAGUUACCUACUGUUUGUUGAAAUGUGCCAUAACUUGUUUUAACUUUCUGCUUUACAUUAUUUUGUAAGUAAGUGUGUUUUUUUUUUUUUUUAAGUGGUGAUCUUACAUUGAAACAAAACAGUUGUGUCGUACACAAAGAUCAAAUAUCUUACAAAUUCACUUCUCACUGCAUGAAAUGUUGUUUGUUCCUGAAUCCUCGAUGGAUUUUUUUAAUGGAGUUUUUUUUUUUUUUUUAACUUUUUAUUUAGUACAGUAAAGGGAAGGGGCUGUUUACAAUAUGCUGAUUUAUUCACAGUAACUGUCUUGUUAACUGCCACUGUAAUCACCACAGUAUUAAAGCAGGAGAGAUGCAGGAUGAAGAACA
Lates calcarifer (barramundi perch) is the source of this 4703-nucleotide messenger RNA. RefSeq names its product DALR anticodon binding domain containing 3 (gene dalrd3). The transcript is spliced from 13 exons. Gene Ontology annotation, biological process: arginyl-tRNA aminoacylation; tRNA C3-cytosine methylation. Gene Ontology annotation, molecular function: tRNA binding; ATP binding; arginine-tRNA ligase activity. The coding region runs from base 682 to 2145 and encodes 487 amino acids. The record is from RefSeq and is a predicted model, not a curated record. NCBI's taxonomy places the organism in Eukaryota, Metazoa, Chordata, Actinopteri, Centropomidae.